Molecule: messenger RNA, 1677 nt
Organism: Vombatus ursinus (common wombat)
Lineage: Eukaryota; Metazoa; Chordata; Mammalia; Diprotodontia; Vombatidae
Gene: RRP8
Product: ribosomal RNA processing 8
Exons: 7
Coding region: 1-1275 (424 amino acids)
Biological process (GO): rDNA heterochromatin formation; regulation of transcription by glucose; cellular response to glucose starvation
Cellular component (GO): nucleolus; rDNA heterochromatin; chromatin silencing complex
Molecular function (GO): methyltransferase activity
Source: RefSeq, a predicted model, not a curated record
AUGUUCGAGGAGCCCGAGUGGGCCGAGGAGCCCCCGGCCCCGGCCGCCCGCGCGCCCCCGACCCCGCGUGCCAGGGUCGGGCCGGCGGCGCGCGCCAAGGGCCCCAGCCGUCAAAGUCUCCAAGCUACAUUAAAGGCACUGCAGGCCGAGGCGCUGCCUUACCAACUCCCUAACCGAGAGGGCAAUGACUCCAACUCGGAUUCUGACCUUGGGGAGGAGAAGAGAAAAAAGAGGAAGAAGGCCCCCAAAGAGGCUCCACUUAAGGAAGAAAACUCAAAGCUACCAGCAGUCCAAGGAGUAAAAACUAAGAAAGAAGAGAGCAAAGGCUCUGGAGCCCCAAAGAAUGGUGAUCUGCCCUCUGUUCUUCCCCAGAAUGACCCAGGCCUCAGGAGGACCACCCUGGGCCCAGUGAAAGAUGGGAAUAAUACAGAGCCAAGACUGAGUCGGAAACAAUGGAGAAACCGUCAGAAAAACAAACGGAGACAGAAGAAUAAGUUUCUACCUCCAAAGCCACAGAGUGUUGCAGCUCCUGAGGAGGAGAACCCCUCUGGGCUGACAGAGAAAUGUGAGCCAGAGUUGGAAGCAGAGGAGCCAGGGGCAUCUCUGGACCGGGGUGGGAUGCUUCGGGCAAAGAUGAAGCAGCGGCUUGAGGGAGCUCGUUUCCGCUUCCUCAAUGAGCAGCUUUACUCUGUGACUAGCAGUGCUGCAAGCCACAUCUUCCAGGAAGACCCUGAGGCCUUUGAGCUCUAUCAUCGUGGCUUCCAGAACCAAAUAAAGCGAUGGCCCUUGAAGCCUGUGGACCGAAUCGUGAAAGACUUGAAACAGCGGCCAGCAUCCCUGGUUGUGGCAGAUUUUGGUUGUGGAGACUGUCACCUUGCCUCUAGUGUCAAGAACACUGUACACUGCUUUGACCUGGCUGCACUUGACCCCCGUGUCACAGUCUGUGACAUGGCCCAGGUGCCCCUCAAGGAUGAGUCUGUGGACGUGGCUGUUUUCUGCCUUUCAUUGAUGGGAACAAACCUGAGUGACUUCCUGAAGGAGGCAAACCGAGUACUGAAACCAGGAGGCAUGUUGAAAGUGGCCGAGGUAGCCAGCCGAUUUGUGGAUAUGAGGGGUUUCUUGGGAGCCUUAGCCCAGUUGGGCUUCAAGCUUGUUUCCAAGGAUCUGACCAACAGCUACUUCUACCUGUUAAAUUUCCACAAGAUAGGACCUCCCAAGGCUCAGGGUCCCCUUCGAGGCCUGACUUUGAGGCCAUGUCUGUACAAGCGCCGAUGACCCCGUAAAGCUCCUUUCUGCCUCCACCUUGCCUGAGGCAUCAGGAUUGAGCUACCGCUACAGCCCAACCAUGAGGCUUGACAGAAUAGGAGCUUGUGCACAGGAGCACUGUGAUAAAACAUGGACCAGGGCAGCAGGUGAGGACUCAGUUCGAAGACUGAGCUGACUUGUACAGAUGGACACUGGCAACAGGUUGGGGAGUUUUCAGAGGUAAUCCCUUGAUGUGGAUUCAAACCCUGACUGGAUCCCUGGCAACUCAAGACUGAUUAACUUCAUCUCCUUGGGCCUCUCUCUCCUCAUGAAUGGCUCUAAACUGUAAGAAUUGGGGAGGGGGAGGUGCAUUCCAACCCUUGUCCAGCUUUCCAUAUCUCAUUGAAGAAAUAAAGCUGUGGUGGAGUUUGA